AUGCCUGCCAAAUCGCCUGCACAGGCUCUCCUCGAGAAAGCAGAGAAGAAGGCAGCCUCGUCCUCUGGCUGGUUCUCGUCCAGUACCACCAAAUGGGAAGAAGGCGGCGACCUGUUCCAGCAAGCCGCCAACGCCUUCAAGCUAGACAAACAGUUUCAAGCAGCAGGUGACGCGUUCGCAAAGGAAGCGGAAUGCAGAGAGAAGUGCAAGGAACUGAACGAAGCCGCCAACGCCUGGUGGAAUGCCGCGAAGGCGUACAAGCAGGGGCACCCUGAUCUGGCUAUCAUGGCGUUGGGUCAAACUAUCGAAUUUUUGACCAAGGGCGGCAGAUUCAGACAAGCAGCCGAUCGGGAGAAAGAGAUCGCGCAGAUAUACUUGCAGGAGCUUCACGAUAUGCGGAGGGCCUGUGAGAGCUACGAGCGCGCAGGAGAAUGGUAUGACCAGGAGGACGCUAAGGCGACGGCGAACGCAUGUUACAAGGAUGCAGCCGAUCUUCAUGCAGAACUCGAGGAUUACCCUCAAGCAAUAGCACGUUAUGAACAGGUCGCCGAUCACUCUCUCACCUCGAAUCUCACGCGCUACAGCGUCAAAGAGUACUGGCUCCGAGCCAGCCUUUGUGCAUUAGCGAUGAGGGACACCGUGCUAUGCAAGCGCAACAUGCAGAAGUACACCGCGUUGGACACGACCUUUGCAUCCACCCGCGAAGCCAAAUUUGUCAAUAUUCUGACCGAUGCUGUCGAGAACGAUGAUCAGGAAACAUUCACUGGUGCGGUUGUGGAGUACGACCAAGUGAUGAAGCUCGACAACUGGAAGACUGCUAUGUUGCUCAAGAUUAAACGUGGCCUCCAGGAUGUUGACGAGCCCGCGUUGAGAUAGACGACGUGGUUUGUCGCGUUACUUACGAUGUUCUCUUGUAUUUCGAACUUUUGUUUGCGCAGUCCUAUCUAUAUUAACCGGUCAUAAGCCC
This is a messenger RNA of Punctularia strigosozonata HHB-11173 SS5, 967 nucleotides long. RefSeq names its product vesicular-fusion protein SEC17. Gene Ontology annotation, cellular component: SNARE complex; vacuolar membrane. Gene Ontology annotation, molecular function: soluble NSF attachment protein activity; syntaxin binding. The coding region runs from base 1 to 876 and encodes 291 amino acids. NCBI's taxonomy places the organism in Eukaryota, Fungi, Basidiomycota, Agaricomycetes, Corticiales, Punctulariaceae. The record is from RefSeq and is a predicted model, not a curated record. The transcript has 4 exons. Gene Ontology annotation, biological process: SNARE complex disassembly; intracellular protein transport.